Messenger RNA from Saimiri boliviensis boliviensis (Bolivian squirrel monkey), 342 nucleotides. Lineage: Eukaryota; Metazoa; Chordata; Mammalia; Primates; Cebidae. The record is from RefSeq and is a predicted model, not a curated record.
AUGGCUGACCCUGAGGAGUUGCAGGUUUCUUCACCACCCCUGCUGCCUCCCUUUGCUCCCUCAUCUUCAGACUUCUCUUUGGCAUCUAUCCUGAGCGUUCCUGUGAGUUUGGGCUGGCCAGUUCUGAGCAGGGGCAGGAGCCAAAUGGUGGACCCGCUGGAGGAACUUGAGCUGCAGAUUGGAGAUGCCUUUUCAUUAACAAAACUUCUUGAAGCCACAUUUGCAGUUUCAGUUCAAGUGGAAGAGCUUGCCAUCAAAUGUACAGAAAAUGCACGUUUCCUGAAAACGUGGUGGGAUCUCUUGAAAGAGGGCUGUGAUUCUUCUUCAAAACCUGACAGCUGA